This is a messenger RNA of Klebsormidium nitens, 1557 nucleotides long. The record is from the annotation of a GenBank genome assembly. NCBI's taxonomy places the organism in Eukaryota, Viridiplantae, Streptophyta, Klebsormidiophyceae, Klebsormidiales, Klebsormidiaceae.
AGAUCUGAAUGUUGUUCAGCAAGCCGGCCUGCGUUCAGCAAGCUUGAUUGGCUUAGCUGCCUCAGGCUCUAUUCUCAGAGGCUAGAGCCUAUACCCGUUACGCUUUCAUCCCCCAACGCCCAUUCGCCUCCAUCUCCUUGUGAGAACUUGCUCCACGAGUGAAAGUCGGGGUCUUCUGAGGUUCCAAAGAUGAGCACAGGAUCUUCGCAGCCUGCCAAGGUCCUGGCCAGCUCCCGCACGUCCAGUUCACCUGCAAACGAAACAAGAAUCCCCGACAGUCCCCCUCAAGCAAGGCCCCAUUACGGCGCGAAUCAGAAGGGAGGCAAAGGGGGCCGUUGGGUUGCCAAAGAGGGUGGCUUUCGCAGCAACAGUCCACUUAAGCAAGGCGGAAGUGUGGCGACUGCAAAUGUGCAGCAAAUGGAGGCGACCAAGACUAGAGGGGAGAAAGAGGAGGUGCCAGUCAAUGCGGCAUCGACAACGUACAGUGCACGGACGGUGACGCCACCAAGGCGGCAUCGACGGGGCAACUCGUACUCAGAUGAGGAGUACGAUGAGCGGGGCCCGCGCUCCUUUCCCUGGGACGUGAAGGAAGCGUGCUGGCGAAAGGCGGAGACGGUGCCGGGGCGAAAUCCGGACCGGUGGCGAAUGGACCCGUAUGGCAACCUGGUGUUCAAGAAGCUCGUGGCGUGUGACGGGUGCCUCUGCCACAAUUACGAUCACAUACAGCCCUUUUCGAAGGGGGGCAAAAGCGUCAUAGAAAACUGCCAGCUGCUACAGGCUCGAGCGAAUCGGGUCAAGAGCAAUCGGACGGACAUGACGUACUCAGACAUUUCGAAUCAAAGCGCCUACUGUCGAUUCUCGAAACGAGACAUGGACGUAGUGGAGCUCGCGGCGUACGGAAACGUGGCCAAGACGGAAACACCAAGCGGUUGCUUUAUAUCCUGAGCGAGGCCGGAUCGUUGGACCGCUUGGCCUUUAGGAUUUGAUCAUUUUGCAGCGGAUAUAGAUUGCGGAAAAGGUACCAGGUACUGGCCUUGAGUGGCCACCGUUCUUGCUUUUGGUUGAAGGGUUAUGCACAUUUGAGCAUCGCAGCCUAACCUACGGCUUUCGAAGGCAGCGGGCAGUGUUUUGCUGGUUGGCUCGACGGUGGUGCCAAGAAGUCGUGAAAAGGGGCUUCGAGACCAGUUCAAUCGUCCUGACCCUUUUAUAUUCUUAGAGUGGCCGGGGCAGCAGGUGAUCCCCUUUGCCGAUUUCCAGAGAGUUCUUGAGCUAAGACAAAUCUUAAUUAGAAAACAAAGCAGUGAACUUCCUGAUGUGCACGCUAAGGUGAGUACUGGGCUGACAUCCUGUUGAUGUAUACCUGUAGAAAAGAAGUGCGUCUGCGUAAGUAAUAGGUGACCCACUAAUAGGAGUCGCUGAUGAGCAAGAUGGGGCGGUCGAUUCAUUUCAAACUGCAACGGUUUUCCAAAAGUUAGCACUUUAACCAGAGCUCAAGUUCUUGAUAUUAAUUGUUGACAGAAGUUGAACUUUUGUCAAUCUGAAUAAAUGAGGCCCGAC